Molecule: messenger RNA, 1296 nt
Organism: Eimeria acervulina
Lineage: Eukaryota; Apicomplexa; Conoidasida; Eucoccidiorida; Eimeriidae
Exons: 2
Coding region: 1-1296 (431 amino acids)
Biological process (GO): positive regulation of nuclear cell cycle DNA replication; regulation of cell cycle phase transition
Cellular component (GO): nucleus; Dbf4-dependent protein kinase complex
Molecular function (GO): protein serine/threonine kinase activator activity
Source: RefSeq, a predicted model, not a curated record
AUGCAUAAGCCAAGCCCUCUGUUUGCUGCAGCAGCAGCAGCAGCAGCAGCAAGUGCAGCAGCAGCCAAUAAAGCGACAAUAGCAGCGGCAAGUAUAACAGCAGCAGCAGCACCGCAGCAGCAACAACAACAGCAGCAGCAGGAGCAUCAGCAGCAACAGCAGCAGCAGCGGCAAGAGCAGCAGCAGCAGCAGCAAGAGCAGCAGCAGCAGCAACAGCAGCAGCAAACGAACUCCAGUGUUUCUUCGGAGUCUGCAAACAAAUUGUCUAAAUUCGCUUGCUACAAAUAUCACACGCCCGGCUCGACGGAGCUCCACAUCUGCAGCAGCAGCAGCAGCAGUAGCAGCAGCAGUAGCAGCAGCAGCAGCAGGGAUGCUUUAAGAUGGACGUUGGUUUUACACGGACGCAAGCCAGCAGCAGUAGCAGCAGCAGCAGCAGCAACAGCAGCAACUGCAGCAGCAGCAAGGAGGAAAAGUUGCGGACGCGCGACAGCAGCAGCAGCAUCAGCAACGCCGUCAACACAAUCAACAAUCGCAGCAAGAGCAACAGCAGCAGCAGCAGCAGCAACAGCAAUAACAGCCUGCCUGUCUUUGCUGCUCCCUCAGCAUUCACGGGGAGACAAUUGUCUUCAUCACUUCCGCUCAGAGGCACCCACUGGUCCGGAGGAAGCAGCUGCAGCAGCAGCAGCAGCAGCAGAAGCAGCAGCAGCAGCAAGCGGAGCAACACCACGAUGCCAAACGCUGCAGCGCUCGCGACAAUCGCCGCCCCACAUCUCCCCUGUAGUCCUUGCAACAGCAGCAGCAGCAGGAACAGCAGCAGCAGCAGCGGAGACAGCAGCAGCGACAGCAGCAACAACGGAUGCUGCAGCAGCAGCAGCAGCAGCAGCAGGGAGCAGGUGGCUUACCUCCACCUGCACGAAGUCUUCGUGGACAGCGCGCCCCCUGUUUUGUCUCCCUGCAGCAGCAACCAAAGCAUACAUGUACAUUAGCAGCAGCAGCAGCAGCAGCAAGAACUGCAGCAGCUGGAGCAGCAGCAGCAACGCCAGCAGCGGCAGCAGCAGCAGCAGCAGCCAUUCCAAGACACGCGCAUACACUACAAACGUUCAGCCCGACGCAUGCAGAGGCCUGACCCCGCGACAGCAGCAAGUGCAGCAGCAGCAGCAGCGUCAGCAGCAGAAGCAGCAUCAGCAGCAGCAGCAGCAACAGCAGCAGCAGCAGCAAACCCUUGAUAAUGAUGUCAGGCAGGCCGUCUUUGGUUGCUACGAAGGCAUCAUCCGGAAACUUCCGAUUCACGUUUAG